Stylophora pistillata is the source of this 2740-nucleotide messenger RNA. RefSeq lists its product as uncharacterized. Gene Ontology annotation, biological process: cell surface receptor protein tyrosine kinase signaling pathway; positive regulation of kinase activity; multicellular organism development. NCBI's taxonomy places the organism in Eukaryota, Metazoa, Cnidaria, Anthozoa, Scleractinia, Pocilloporidae. Gene Ontology annotation, molecular function: protein binding; transmembrane receptor protein tyrosine kinase activity; ATP binding. The record is from RefSeq and is a predicted model, not a curated record. Gene Ontology annotation, cellular component: signaling receptor complex; plasma membrane.
GAACCAAAGAACUGGUUAAGAUCAGAUUAUAUUAACAUCAAGGAUGCUACACGAAUCGAUCUUGAGGUGGCCUAUACCUUACGUAACUACCCUUCGGCAAACGCCUGUCCAUUCUACAGAACAAACUUCUCCAUUCAUUCUUAUCAUUCUAGUUACAAAUUAGAUCCUAAUCCAGACCCAACAAAAGUAAAGUUCCAAAAAGAGACUGUUAUAACUCCAAAAACCCUUCCUGCAUCCAAUGAACUUACAACAGACACAUUUUAUGGGUCAAUAGUAAGAAAAGCAAAAGGAAUCUAUUUGGCAAUCUUAGAUCAAGGAGCCUGCUUGACGAUAAGAAAGUUUGUUGUAAGAUAUCGUUUCUGCUCUGAAACGUUUGCUUCGUUGGUUAAAUUUCCAAGAACUGUUGCUCCAGUAAAUGAUUUAAACUCAACCAAACAAGAAGGAGAAUGUGCAGAUCCUAACUCCCAUCAGAGAAACAACAGAAGGUCAUUUGGCGUAUGCCUUAGUAAUGGGGAAUGGAAUAUUACAGAUAACUCAUCCUGCCUUUGCAAUUAUGGCUAUGAACUCACCAGUGAAUUUUCGGACUCUUUGGCGUGUAAAGAGUGUCAGAGAGGCUUCUACAAGGAUUCUGUAGGUAAUACAAAAUGCCUACCUUGUCCUGUAAACUCGGCAUCUAAUUCUGACAGAACUGGUUGCAAGUGUAAAGAAGGUUACUACAGAUCAUCUAAUGUGGCAGAUUGUGAAGUCAUUCGAAUCAAUGUAAUCAACAUAACCAUGGUCAUCAUCAGUGAAAGUUGUAUUGAUGGAGAGUUCGACCAAUCUUCAUUACUGACGAAACUCGAAGAAGCGGUGAAAGAGGGUUUUUUGGGUAGAUUCGCAGGCUUCAAAAGUGUUCUGUUGAAAAGUGGCAUCGGGUUUGUAAACUGCUUGGAUCAAGUGACAAAUUAUAAUUUUCAGUGCCUCUUAUGCUCUCCAAUUUAUUCUGACUCAUAUCUCUUGUCUUUAUCAAGGUGUGGCAGUAUAAAUGUUGACCUAACACUUAUAUUCAAUUCUAAAAUAAAAGAGCAUGAUGUCAUAACUGUACUUCUUAACGCUUCCGAAGAUGGGAGGCUUGGAUACUUUAGUCUUAGCGCCAUCAACGGGGAAAGAUCUCACGUUGAUUUGGAAAUUGGAAAAACUAAAGGAGGCACAACGCCACCUGGAGGUGCCACAGGGAUUAUUGAUAGUCCAGUGGUUGGAUUAAUUGCCGCUCUGGCUGUUGCUGCUGGAUUAGUUGUAUUUUUCGUAUGGAAGUCAAGAAAGCGUAACAGCAGGAACUCAAAUGGGAAAAGAGAAAGGACUAAUGGAAAAACAACUGAGGAAAUAGAACUUGCUGAUACUGGGCUUGAAAUUGCGGAACCUCCUAGAAACCAGCAGUACAUGGGAUUGAAUGAGCGAGGUCCAUCAUCAACCAUGCUAGAUGCAAGGCAGGCGAACUGUCCACAACCGGCCCAGCCAGUCAAUGAAUACACUUCUCUAUAUUCUUCACCAUGCUGUUGGGAGAUUCCUACAGAGCACGUGAAUAUAGAAAAGGUUAUUGGUGAGGGAGCUUUUGCUCAGGUUGCCAGGGCAACAGUUAAAAGCCUCCAGGAAAGACCAAUGGAGACACUUGUGGCUGUUAAGAUGUUGAAAGUUGACGCUUCUAAUUCAGAGAGGUAGGACUUGUUGGCCGAACUUGAAUUGCUGAAACAACUCGAUGCUCAUCCUCAUGUCAUUAAACUUCUGGGAUGUGUCACAAAAUCUGGACCAUUGAUGGUUUUGAUUGAAUAUGUUCCAUACGGAGAUCUACUGGGAUAUCUGCGAAAGAGCCGUGGAUUAAAUGACACUUACUUCAUAGACCCAGAUAAGAAACCGCAAACAAGUCUGACCUCAGAGCAGCUGAUGAAGUUUGCUUGGCAAGUCGCCGAUGGAAUGUCAUAUUUGUCAUCAAUACCAAUUAUCCAUCGAGACCUUGCAGCCCGCAAUGUGUUGGUUGGAGAAGGGGAAACGUGCAAAGUAACAGACUUUGGUUUGGCCAGAGAUGUCCAAAAAGACAACAUUUAUCAAAUGAAGUCAAAGGGACGUGUCCCUUUAAAAUGGACUUCUAUUGAGGCGUUGCUAUAUGGAAAAUAUUCCACGAAAAGUGAUGUGUGGAGCUACGGAGUUCUCCUCUAUGAGAUUUUCACAAUUGGUGGUUCACCGUAUCCAAGGAUGGAUCAUGGAAUAAAGAUCGCAAAGUUGCUAGAGGAGGGAUACAGAAUGCCAAAGCCACAACACGUGGAUGACAAGUUGUAUGAAAUAAUGACAAACUGUUGGAAAGACGACCCUAACUUGAGGCCAUCUUUUCAGAAUUUGAGGAACGAACUAAAAAAAAUGGAAAAGCAGCACAAGGGGUUGAUAAACUUAAAAAAAUACAACGAUCUACUCUAUGUUAAUGUUGACGAUAUUGCCAAGUAAGCCAGUGAAGGAUGGGAUAACGAAUAUUCUAACACUUAGAUCACUCCAUUUACUAUUUCCUUAAUGUACUUGACGCUAAUCCUUCAUUCUGUGUCAAUCAGGCAAGUAUUGUUUUGUUUCGCCGCAUGGUUAGUUCGCGGGAAUGUUUAUUUGCCGGCUAUGAGAUUGCCUGCGUGAUCGACGUUUUCUUUUUUAACCUGGUUGAAAUGCAACCCUAUGUUUGUUAAUAUAAUUCCGAUUUCCGGUUUAAAAAAUUACUUUUUAA